Molecule: messenger RNA, 4218 nt
Organism: Macrobrachium nipponense
Lineage: Eukaryota; Metazoa; Arthropoda; Malacostraca; Decapoda; Palaemonidae
Gene: GXIVsPLA2
Product: group XIIB secretory phospholipase A2-like protein
Exons: 3
Coding region: 513-1112 (199 amino acids)
Biological process (GO): lipid catabolic process; phospholipid metabolic process; arachidonate secretion
Cellular component (GO): extracellular region
Molecular function (GO): calcium ion binding; A2-type glycerophospholipase activity
Source: RefSeq, a predicted model, not a curated record
GCUUUUCACCUGUUGUUCAGCCGAGCCUGACCAAUGACAGUCCAAUACAUCAGCAUUCAGCAUGAGAGUCACCUGACAUCUCUUUUUGAAAAGGCCUUUAGGUCAGAGUGCAUUCCCUAAGGGCACCGAGCCUUAGAAAGGGCUGAAGUAAGCCCCUACAAGCCAAUGUAAGUUGGGCUUAGAGGGACAUUAGAUUAUGUUGAGACAUAGCCUAGCCCAGUGGUUCCCAAACUUGACCAUACCAAGGACCUCCAGAUAUGAUGCAUCCCAGCCGAGGACCCCAGCCAAUCAAAAGUUAUCAUUACCAUACCAGGAUACCCAAUACAACGUAGUCCAUUUAAUAUUUGCAUACUCCUGCCCAAAGAGACUGUAGGAUACACCUCAGUGCUUUUUUAAUUAAUGCAAGUGCCGUUUGUAGUUUUCGCUGUCAGCUUAAUGAGGUAUUAGCCCAAAGUCUACCAGUUAUUAGAUGAUUUUUUCUGUGCAUGAGGAACUAAAAGGUAUAUUACAAGAUGAAAUUUUUUAUUUUGGUAACGCUGUUUUUUACGUUAAGUCAAGCAUUUGGUGAAAGCUAUUUUGAGUCACUAUACCAGAGCAUGGCUCAAGCUCAGGAAACAUUGAAAGAAGUUGCCAUUAAUGUGAACAAUGGACUGAAAACUCUUGCACGAACUAUGAAAUAUGUUGAAAAUUUCAUAGAUUCGACUGUGGAAGAAGACUGCGUGUACUCUUGUCGUGGCAGCAAAAUUCCCAUUCCAAAUCCAAACCACAUACCCGAUUCGAAUGGAUGUGGCUCCUUGGGGGUCUUUUUUGACAAGGAGGACCUCUCGCUGCCAGAGAUGGAAAUAUGCUGCAACGAACACGACUUAUGUUACGAUACCUGUGGCAGCGAUAAGGAAGUCUGUGAUGGCAAAUUCAAAAGCUGCUUGUAUAAUACAUGCAAAGAAAAUGAAAAAGACAUGGAUAUGUUAUCUUCUAAGACAUGUAAAGGUGGGGCCAAGUUGCUCUACACAGCAACAAUGGCUUUAGGCUGUGCCUCAUAUAAAGAUGCACAGCACAGUGCAUGUAUCUGUGUAGAACCCAAAGAUGCCUUCUGGCAGCGGAAUGAACUUUAGCAGACAAUCCUUAUUUAGUACAUACACAUUUGGGUAUUGUAGUUACGGCAUUUGAUAUUUUAGUUAGUAAAUGCAGCACAGUAUACUAUUAUGCAUGACUUUCACUUAGGUAGGUGGUUGAAUUAUUUAAAGCAUCUUGUUUUCUCUUGUGCAAAUUCAAAAGGCCAGCUUUGCAAGUUACUGAGUCUGAAAUCACAAAUUCUUCGUUUCCCAUUAAUGUGAAGACAAGAAUUACUUCAGGGAUGGAAACAAAUACAGGUUUUAUUAUAUUGUAGGACACUUUGGCAGCUGUUUUCCUUCAGGUAUUCUCAUAAUUUUUGUGUUUAGAUAUGUUGGAGUAUUUGGUAGUGUUUCUUGAUUGGUUUGCAUUAAACUGUUAAUAUUGAACAGAUACGCUGACGUCCCAGGAAGUACGUGAUACGUAAUUGUUCUGUUCUUGUUACAGUUUCUUUGUAUUUUCUGGUAUUUCAUUUGAUUUCUAGUUGUCGUCAGUUAUUUAUACUUUAAGAACUUGCUAACCAGACAAGUCAUUUGGGAGUCUAUCUUGAUUUCGCAUAUUCUAGCAAAAUGUCCACGAUAUUAACCAUGUAAGCAGAUGAAUGAAUCGUAAAUCAAAGAUUUUUCCCAUGUACCUCAUACUAAGCUUUUGGAUUAGCUGAGGGCUCUUUAUCCAUAAAUUAUCAUAAUAGAACUACGUACGUACUUAAUAUAAUUCCCUUUAUAAUUACACAUACAGAUCUCAAGGAAAAGGUGAUUUGGAUAAUUAUUGAGACAUUUGUUGUUAAACUGAAAAAUGUUCAAGGUAGUUACUUCAUUGUGUUCCUUCAAACUCACCCAAUGAAUAAUAUAUGACUUAAAAGGAAAUAAUUUUUACUUUAAUUGCCAGUAACACCAGUCUCAAUAAAUAACAUAAAUACCAGAUAAAAGUAGGAAACAAAUGGGAACAUAUCUUUAUUAAUUGACAGACAGACAGAUGUAUUGUGUAAUUAAUUGACUAACAGUCAUGUUGAAACCAGCUGUAGAGCUGUCAAGUCUUAUGAAAUGUUAUAACUUGAGGACUUAGUUACUGUAUAAGUAACACUUCAACUUGGUGUACAUCUGUACGUACUUAUCAACUACCAAAUUAUGAUAAUUUUUCCUUGUGCUACCAUUUUGGAAGUGAUACCUUUUUAGAUACAUCUUAAAUGUAUUAAGUGUAAAGUAAAGGUUAAUUAAGGUUAGAAAUUAUGUGGAAUUGCUGUUAGCAGUAAGAUAUCUAGUUAUUUGAGAGCAGGCUACAAUACAGGCCCAUGGCCACUUAACGGUCGUUGUUGUACUACUUAUCAGAAAGGCCGACUCCCAAUGUCUAGUUAAGGUGAAGUGCUAUUUAUACAGUUUUUGCUUUGUCAGUCAGAGGCUUCCUUUGUGUUUCCAAUCACAGAUAUGCUUUAAUCAACUCUGUUGCUUUCCCCCACUUUCAACCGUAGUCUAUUCUUAACCCCGUUCUUGUGUUUUUGUUUCAUAGGAGACUAGUUCUUGUAAAUAGGAAUUAAGGCAGUGUUUGUGAUAAGUUUGUCUUUCAUAGAUUAUAUGGAUCUUACCCAUAUCUUAUAAAGGAAGGAAUUUGAGUUUGUUGUAGACUCAUAAAGGAAGGAAUUUGAGUUUGUUGUAUACUCGUAAAGGAAGGAAUUUGAGUUAGUUGUAUACUCGUAAAGGAAGGAAUUUGAGUUUGAUGUAGGCGCAAAGACAGUUUUAAGGUUAUUUCUACUGGAGGUAAUAAUUUUUUUUCAUAAUGUUUGCUGAAUCACUAAUACUGACUAUUGACUUUUGGUGUCUGUAGUAAUGGAAUGGCUCUUGUUGACCAACUUCUUUUGAGAAUUUUGAUAAUUGAUCUUUGUAAACGAUGAUUUCAUCAGAAAGGACAUAUAAAACAGCUGGAUGUAAAAUUCUAUAGUCUAGUAGCAGCACUUUCUUAGGUAGUCUUUGGUUAUUUAGUCCUUUUUAAUUUCACUUGGGUAAAUCACAUCUUGUCUCAUUAGAAGGGUAAAGUCUAGGUCUGAUUAGGUUAGGAUUCAAAUUCUACCUCACCAACCACUUAAAUUUAGGAAGACAGGAAUUUGCAUUUGUAAUGAUCUUUGAAGCUCUGCAAUUGAUUAGUUUUAAAACUGGAAACUUCUGGUGUAGUAAAGAUUGUUCAUUUUGACCCUGGUGACCUGCAAUUCCUUUCUUCUUGAUAGAAAGGAAGUCAAGAUCUGUGAUUAUACUAGAAUGUGACUGCUCCAUUCUUAAAGAUAUUUAUCACCGGUUGAAGGUGAUUCUAUUAAAUAGCAGUUUGUAUAGCAUGAAACUUGUUUUAAGAUAGUCUGUCAAUAGGCGAUUAUCAGAUUUACUACCAGAGGUUAUGUCAAGGCUUUAGCUUAUUCAAUUUACAUUUUUAAGCUUGGCAGUGUUAUCUAUUUGCUUAGGUCUUUUUUGCGUUAUUUCAAUAUGAUGGCAUUGAAGUCAUUUUACAUAUUUUAAAACAAAUUCUUGUUAGAAAAGUGCAGCUAUUUGCUGAAGAUGUUUUAUUAUGGAAUUAAUGUUCAUCUGCUGUAGAGCAUAACCAAUUUAUUUUGUGUACGGUAUGGUGAUAUUAGGUUUUUGUGCUUUGUUUUUCCAUGUUUUUUUUCCCUUGCAAAUCAGAUUCAGAUAAUUGUACUGAAUAAUGGGCAUUUAUGUAUUAAAAGAGUUUGUUUGAUACAAAGUAGCACAUUGUACAUUUUAUAAAAUGUAAAUGUAGGCCUGUUGUUACAUAGAAUUUAGGAGUAAACAUUUGAAAUCAACUAGUGUUAAAAAUUGGGUCUACUUAAUAGCAUGUGUAAGUGCUUAUAAAUCCAAUUUUUUGUAUACGUAUUAUGUAAAUUUUUGUGACAAUCAGUUAAUUUCUUAGACUGGUGAAGAUGCUUUGUCCUAGUGUUAUUGAAUCAUUUUCUAAUUGAAAGUGCUGUAUUUGAAUGAAUAUUCUAGUUCCUAAACACAGACCUUGGAAGGUAAUUUCCAAGAAAAGUAUUACUGCAAUUAUUUUCAUAUAGGCAUCACAGGAUGAAUGGUAUUGUAUUUUUAUAUAAUUAUAAAAACUAUUUAUAUA